Xenopus laevis (African clawed frog) is the source of this 2877-nucleotide messenger RNA. It is a transcript of the gene sc5d.S, whose product is annotated as sterol-C5-desaturase S homeolog. Gene Ontology annotation, cellular component: membrane. The transcript is spliced from 5 exons. Gene Ontology annotation, biological process: lipid biosynthetic process. The record is from RefSeq and is a predicted model, not a curated record. The coding region runs from base 164 to 1036 and encodes 290 amino acids. Lineage: Eukaryota; Metazoa; Chordata; Amphibia; Anura; Pipidae. Gene Ontology annotation, molecular function: iron ion binding.
ACCAGCCUGUUGCUGUUCUUGCCAUAGGUAGAGCGCGGUGACGUUCUGUCAGUCCAUUGCUGCACGCCCUUUCAAUGUCUUGUAAGCGACUGAACUGUCACCUUAGUUUGUGUGUUGCUAACUAGAGGCUCAAGCGAGAAGUUGCGACUGCUCAGGUCCAAAAAUGGACUUGGUACUGAAUUCAGCAGACUAUUAUUUUUUUACACCAUACGUCUAUUCGGCUUCUUGGAGUGAAGAUAAUGCUUUUCGGCAGCUCAUCAGUCUAUUCAUAAUUACAAAUCUAGGAGCUCUUGUCAUUUACUUUGUUUUUGGUGGUCUCAGUUAUUAUUUUGUCUUUGACCAUUCGCUGAUGAAACAUCCACAGUUCCUUGAGAAUCAAGUACAAAGGGAGAUCAAAUUUUCAGUAAAGUCUAUGCCAUGGAUAAGUGUACCGACAGUGGCCCUCUUUUUUGCCGAAGUGCGAGGAUACAGCAGACUUUAUGACGACAUUUAUAGUUCACCAUAUGGUUGGUUUGGGGUGAUUUUCAGCAUGUUUUCUUUUCUGUUCUUCACGGAUAUGUGCAUUUACUGGAUUCAUAGAUUUCUACAUCAUAAGCUAUUUUACAAGCGUUUUCACAAACCUCAUCAUCUUUGGAAAGUGACAACACCUUUUGCCAGUCAUGCGUUUCAUCCAGUAGAUGGGUUUAUGCAGUCGCUCCCUUACCAUAUAUACCCGUUUCUUUUCCCUCUGCACAAGCUAACCUACCUUGGACUCUACAUUUUUGUCAAUAUCUGGACAGUGUCAAUUCAUGAUGGAGAUUAUCGGGUCCCUAAAUUCCUUGAGCACAGCAUUAAUGGUUCUGCCCAUCAUACCGAUCAUCACCUGUUCUUUGACUACAACUAUGGUCAAUAUUUUACUCUUUGGGAUAAAAUAGGAGGUUCCUACAAAAACCCAUCUUCAUUUGAGGGAAAUGGUCCACAUGCUCUCUGCAAGAAGCUAGAGGAAGAAAAUCAGAAGCCACCUAAAUCUUUAUCAACUGGAAAAAAAAUGAUGUAAUAUUUCCAGUCGGGAGUUAAGAAAAUGGCUACAUCGACACAAGUCAUCCUCUUUAGUGGAAACUACAGAGUCCGAUUGCAGAUUUUCUCCAUUGCAUCACUUAUGGAAUGAGACUAAAUAUUAGCCAUUACUGCAAAUACAAAAAAAGGCCUGCAAAAUUUGUAUCUGAUAAAGGAAGGCUUUAAAUGUUCUUAAUAAAACUGGCAUUGUAGCCGUGUGCACGUAACACGUACACGUAUACUUUUAGAAUGACAGUAGCUGUAAUUCCUUCAAGUCCAUGUGGUACUAAACAACAGACUAAAAUUAAGAUAUUGAGAUUGCUAAAAACCCCAUCAGUUCAGUCUUUAAAACAAUGCUGUAACUAGUCUGUAGCUGAUUGAUCAUUCUGAGCAAUAGGUACUUCGAGACAACUGCUUGAUGGGAUAUAUACAGAGCAACAAAUAUCUUCAACUCAGGAACAAACAUCUGUUAAACAGGUGUAUAAAUAUAAAAGGUGUAAAUUCACAAAUCUCACGUUCAUACAAUAUAUACAGAAUACAGUGUAGAUAAUGCUUAUCCUAGUUACAUGCUUUCUUUUCUUGUUUUUCUGCAUUGUAACAUUGUUUAUCUCUGCAGAAACAUUGCAGCUCUGAAUCAAAGAAUGCAUGAUUUAUAGCGGACACUAGAUUCAGUUAAACUGCAUGUGCAUUGAUUCUAAGUUAAUUGAGAACUGUAUUUGCAACCAAGAAAAAUAAUACAUUAUACGUUAUUUAGAAACGUAAACAAAGUUUGGAAAAUAAAUUGUACACUUGUAAAAUAAAGUAUCACAUAAAACGCUUCAUUUAAAUUGUAAAAAGUGCUUGGAAGAGCACUUUGAGUAAUUUUACUUUAAUUUGGUUUUAGGGUUUGCAUAGGGUUCUCUGUAGAAAUAGAUGCCUUUAAUCAUAGUAUAUAGUUAAGUUAAUCUUAUACUACACAACAUGCCAUGCACUUAAAAUGGCAGUAUAAAAUGCCAAGGUAUUUAUCAUAAAAACAUCUACAUUUUCUGUAGUUUAUUUCUUUGUCUGUGGUUGAAAGGUUUAGUAAAGUCGUUCUUCUUAUUCUCUUUAGUCUUGCUGUCUUAUAUUGAUGUUGGUGAUUUUAUGAUAUACACUGGACCUUUUUAGGUGGAUGCAAUAAAUAAAUGACCCAUAAACACAUCAUUUUAUAGAAGCUUCUCUCAUGUCACUGCUUCCUAUAGGAAAACAUUGAAUAUUUUCUCACGCAGGAAGUAUGUAAAGUAGCUUUUUCAAAGCUAUUAGUAGAAUCAAAUGUAUUCAUCAAAUUCUUUUUUGGUACCUUCCAUAGAAAUGCUAGCCUUAUUUCUUCCACUGUUCUGUAUAAUAACCAUCAAUUUUCACGUUUAAUUUAAGUCUGUAAAUAAUAUAUUGUUUGUACGACCAAAAAAGUUAUGAACCAACAAAAAAAAACUAUAUUUUAAAUAAAUCAAAAUAUUUUUCAACAAUAAUGGCUUUUACUUUCUAGAACAUCAAUACAGUUACAAAAUAUUUUUCUGUCUUCACAUAAAUUACACAGCAUUUGCCAAAUUAAAAAUAGAAAAAUGCUUUAUGUGUAGAACAUAAAGAGAAAUAUAUUGUACACAGUGCACUUGGGGCCUUACUUCUGUCAGGUGUCUCUCUUCACCUACCUCACUUUGGCUUUUCCUUUUUUUUUCUCUGUGACUCCUCUCUUUCUACCUUCGCCUGCUCAUUCCCUCUGUAUUGUUAUGUUUUUAAAUGGUAUUACCAUAUUGCCAUUGAUGUAUACACUGUGAGACUCCCUUUAUUUUGUUGUGGAAAAAUAAAUAAAUAUCUUUUUAAAAA